Messenger RNA from Nipponia nippon (crested ibis), 1023 nucleotides. It is a transcript of the gene VSIG8, whose product is annotated as V-set and immunoglobulin domain containing 8. Gene Ontology annotation, cellular component: intracellular anatomical structure. Lineage: Eukaryota; Metazoa; Chordata; Aves; Pelecaniformes; Threskiornithidae. The record is from RefSeq and is a predicted model, not a curated record.
AUGGCAGGGCACGGCGCCAGCCUGCUCCUGCUCCUGGGUCUCAUGCCAGCUCUCCUCCUGGCCGUCAGGAUCAACAGCAAGGGCCGGGAGGUGCUGUACCUGGCCAAGGGCGACUCGGUGAAGCUGGGCUGCCCCUACGUCCUCGAGCCUGAAGACAACGGUCCCCAGGGCGUGGGUAUUGAGUGGAUCCAGAUCACACCCGAGCGGACUGGCCCAGAGAACGUGUUCCUGUCCUACCAUGACCACCACGUCAACUACGGCAGCGGCUCAGGACUGCAGGACCGGGUUGCCUUUGUGCAGAACGACCCCAGCCAGUAUGAUGCCUCCAUCCGCCUGGCCGACCUGCAGGUCUCUGACACUGGCACCUACCAGUGCCGGGUGAAGAAAAACACCGUGGCCGUGCAUGAAGUCAUCGUCACUGUGCAAGAGAAGCCAGCUACUCCACAGUGCUGGACCGAGGGGGAGCUGAUAGAGGGGAGCAGCAUCCUGCUGCGGUGCUACAGCCGGGGGGGUACCUCCCCACUCGCCUACCAGUGGGCCAAGCUGGCCGACGGCUACGGUGGGGGACGUCUGCCCUCCGGCACCAUCCAAGGACGUGCUCCUGGCGACCUGUUAAUCCGUAGCCUGACAGAGGUGCACACCGGUGUCUACCAGUGCCGUGUCACCAACCGUGUCGGCUACUCUGUGUGCCAGAUCAACCUCAACCUUGUGCCAAGAGGAAGGCAGGCGGGCAUCAUCACGGGCUCCAUCCUGGGCUCUCUGCUGCUCUUCAGCCUGCUCGGGCUCCUCAUCUGGGCUCUGAUGUGCCGCUACCGUCGGAAGGAGUGCCAGCGGACCUGCAGUGACUGCAGGAGCAGCACCGGCGGCACCAUGACCCGCCCCUGCAACGUCUGCACCCACCACAGCUACUCGCCCCAUGGCAUCAGCUACAUGCAGUGCCAGCACGGCGACGGUGACGAGCGGGCGGCCGCCCUCAUGUGCAACGAGGGCAUCCGGCACCAGGUUGCCUGCCCAGCGCUGUAA